This is a messenger RNA of Diutina rugosa, 1092 nucleotides long. RefSeq lists its product as uncharacterized. The record is from RefSeq and is a predicted model, not a curated record. Gene Ontology annotation, cellular component: cytosol. The transcript has a single exon. Gene Ontology annotation, molecular function: glyoxylate reductase (NADPH) activity; NAD binding; hydroxypyruvate reductase [NAD(P)H] activity. The coding region runs from base 1 to 1092 and encodes 363 amino acids. Lineage: Eukaryota; Fungi; Ascomycota; Pichiomycetes; Serinales; Debaryomycetaceae.
AUGACGAAAUCCGGGCCCAAGUGCCUCUUCUUAGAACGGCCAAACUUUGACUCCCAGGAAUACCAACAGUUUACCGAGCACUUUGAAUGUGUGCACUUCUACUUACAUAAUGCUCAAGAACUCUACCAGGAGUUUGCUGGGAAAGGAGCUGAUAUUGAAUACAUUUACGGUGGCUAUAUCGGUCUUGGGAAAGGCUACCACGGUGCUGAAGUGAAGCAGACGUUCCCUAACCUCAAGAUCAUCGCCCUUGCCCUGGUAGGGUAUGAUAACUAUAAUGUUGCCGAAUUAGCCGAAGCGGGAGUGACUUUAACUAAUGCACCCUCUGAAUUAGCCUACGGGUCGGUGGCUGAUUUAGCUCUUUACAACGCGUUGCUGAGUUUCCGUAACUUCAAGUUAUUUGAAGCUCACGUCAACAACACCUUGAACGACGCCGCCACCAUCAGAUACCUGCUCCACCAUUCAGAAUUUGAUCUGAAACAAGGCAAAGCCGUCGUCACUCCUCAAAAGGGUCAUGUGUACGCUCACUCGAUCUGUGGUCGGGAAAACCUUAGUCCUGCUGGUCACAAUACUGUGAUUGUCGGCUUUGGUCAAAUUGGGUCUUUGAUUGGUAAGCGGCUUGCCACCAUUGGCAUGAACGUUCACUAUGUUAAGCGGACACCGCUCUCACCUGAAGAACAAGAUAAAUUAGGUUACCCGAUCACAUACCACGAUAAGUUGGAAGACACCGUAGGGUUCGCUGAUCUUGUUGUAUUGGCGUGUCCCGGGGGUAAGUCCACUUAUCACUUGGUGCUGAAACAAAUGAUUAACAAAUUUGAACGGCCAAUUCGUAUUAUCAAUAUCAGUCGGGGCACUGUCAUUGACGAGAAUGCCCUCGUUGAAGGACUUGAAACGGGCAAGGUUCUCUUCGCUGCACUUGAUGUGUUUGAAGAAGAACCCAAAAUCCACCCUGGUUUAAUUGGUCGUCAAGAUGUGGUGUUGACGCCGCACAUUGGUCUGGCCACUAUUCAGAACUUCAACUAUACCAUGGCGCUUGCGUUGGACAACGUUCGUCGGGUACUGGAAGGGUUGAAGCCCAUCACCCAGGUGAACUAA